GCAUGGGUUGGUCUCAGGAUUUGUUCCGCGCCUUGUGGAGAUCGCUGUCAAGGGAAGUGAAGGAGCACGUGGGCACGGACCAAUUCGGGAACAAAUACUACUGCAUCCCGCAGUACAAGAACUGGAGAGGACAAACUAUUCGAGAGAAGAGAAUUGUAGAAGGAGCAAAUAAAAAAGAAGUAGACUAUGAAAUAGGGGAUAUUCCAACAGAAUGGGAAGCUUGGAUUAGAAGAACAAGAAAGACUCCACCUACUAUGGAGGAAAUAGUAAAGAAUGAAAAAUACAGAGAAGAAGUCAAAAUAAAAAGCCAAGAUUUUUGUGAAAAAGAAAAACUCCUUAGUAAAGAGACCAGUGAGGAACUCUUGCCUCCACCAGUUCAAACUCAAAUUAAAGGCCAUGCCUCUGCUCCAUACUUCGGAAAGGAAGAACCCUCAGUGGCUCCCAGCAGCACUGGUAAAACCUUUCAGCCAGGAUCCUGGGUGCCACAAGAUGGCAAGAGCCACAGUCAAUGAAUG
Molecule: messenger RNA, 515 nt
Organism: Macaca mulatta (Rhesus monkey)
Lineage: Eukaryota; Metazoa; Chordata; Mammalia; Primates; Cercopithecidae
Gene: NDUFAF2
Product: NADH:ubiquinone oxidoreductase complex assembly factor 2
Biological process (GO): mitochondrial respiratory chain complex I assembly
Cellular component (GO): respiratory chain complex I; membrane; mitochondrion
Source: RefSeq, marked provisional